Ctenocephalides felis (cat flea) is the source of this 1824-nucleotide messenger RNA. Its product is annotated as N-sulphoglucosamine sulphohydrolase-like. Bases 1 to 1551 code for a protein of 516 amino acids. The record is from RefSeq and is a predicted model, not a curated record. The transcript is spliced from 11 exons. Gene Ontology annotation, molecular function: arylsulfatase activity. NCBI's taxonomy places the organism in Eukaryota, Metazoa, Arthropoda, Insecta, Siphonaptera, Pulicidae.
AUGCAGUACACUUUAACCUGUUUGAAUAUAUUUUUCGCAUGGUUUUUUAUAUUAGCCAAAACGCAGCUAACAUCAGGAAAUACAAUAAAAAAUGCAGUUAUAUUAUUAGCUGACGACGGCGGAUUUGAAAUUGGUGCUUAUAGAGAAAAGAUUUGUCAAACUCCUAACCUAGAUGCUUUGGCUAAAAAAAGUUUGAUUUUCAAUAAUGCGUAUACAUCGUCUAGCAGUUGUUCUCCAAGUCGUGCUUCUUUGUUAACUGGACAACCAAGCCACCAGAAUGGAAUGUAUGGAUUGCACCAUGGGGUACAUCAUUUUAACUCAUUCAAUAACAUAACUAGCCUACCAAAUCUUUUGAGAGAAAAUGGAAUAAGAACCGGAAUUAUUGGAAAGAAACAUGUGGGUCCAGAUGAAGUUUUUAAAUUUGAUUACGAACAAACAGAGAAUCAACAUCCUAUUAAUCAAGUUGGACGUAACAUAACAUUUAUUAAAUUAUUAGUACGAGAGUUUCUGAAACAAAAUGAUGGAAAACAGCCAUUCCUUUUAUAUGUAGCUUUCCAUGAUCCUCAUCGUUGUGGUCAUGUUACUCCACAAUAUGGAAGUUAUUGUGAAAGGUGGGGCUCUGGAGAAGAAGGCAUGGGAGUGAUCCCAGAUUGGCAUCCAAUUUAUUACCAAUGGGAUCAGCUGGAAUUACCUUAUUAUAUACCAGAUACCGAACCAGCUCGCAGAGAUUUAGCUGCUCAAUACACAACUAUUUCUAGACUUGAUCAAGGUGUUGGAUUAGUUUUGGAGGAAUUAAAACAAGCAGGGCAUGCUGAUGAUACUUUAGUAAUUUACACAUCAGAUAAUGGCCCACCAGUUCCUGGUGGUAGGACUAAUCUUUAUGAUUCAGGAAUGGCUGAGCCAAUGUUUAUGUCAGCCCCUGGUCAGAAACGUAGAAAUCAAGUUACAUAUGAAUUAGCAAGUCUUUUAGAUGUAACACCAACCUUGCUAGACUGGUUUAAUAUUUCAGAACCAGGAGUAAGCAGACUUGAAACUAAUGAUGUGAAUGUUGGAAGAACUUUGACUGGAAAAAGUUUACUUAAUUUACUAGAUGAAGAACCUCCUGAGAAUCCAAAUGAGGCAAUAUUUGCCAGUCAGACACAUCAUGAAGUCACAAUGUACUAUCCAAUGAGAGCAAUAAGAACAAAACGUUAUAAAUUAAUACACAACUUGAACUAUCAAGCACCUUUUCCCAUUGAUCAAGACCUUUAUGUAUCCCCAACAUUUGAGGAUAUAUUGAAUCGAACAAGAGAUAAAGAUGCUUUACCAUGGUACCGCAAUCUUAAAUCAUACUAUAAUAGGCCUGAAUGGGAAUUGUAUGAUGUUAAGCAUGAUCCAGAGGAAUUGAGGAAUUUGGCUGGAAAGCCAGAUAUAAAGGAUACAUUUGAAGAACUGAAGAAGAGACUACAUUCUUGGCAGCAACAAACAAAUGAUCCCUGGCGUUGUGCUCCACAUUCUGUGCUUAUGGACACUCCUGGUAUAACUGCAGAAUGUUUGGCACUAUAUAAUUGAAAUUGGAACAAAGCUUAAAAAAAAGAUCAAAUUAAGAAGGUGUGGGCCAUGAACAGUUUACUGAUGAACAAAUAAUACAUUUAGAAACAUUUUAUAUGAAAUUAUUUAUUAUAAAAUAUUUGUUUCAAAGCAUAAUUAUUGAAGUAUAUUAUUUCGUUCAUAUUCUUAUUGUACAACAGCAAACUCAAAGAGAUUUAUGUUUAAUGUAACAUAUUUUAUGAUUGACAUGAUACAGUUUAACAAAUGAUUUGAAUCUUUUAAAUGCAUCUUAAA